UACUGCAUGCUCUUCGGGACCUACAUGCGCCUCAAGGACGACAACGGGCUCUGGAAGCCUGAGGGAACCUUCAGGAGGCUUGCCAACGCUGAGCUGUGGAAGGAGUUCUUUGAGAGCUUGCUGAACAUCCCCAGCUGCCAGCAGCUGCCUUCCCUGGGAGCCCUGCGCCAGAAGCUCAGGGAUCUGUUCUGCAGGUCCUACACGAAGGAAAUCAGGUUCCUGCGGAACAGACUCGUCGUGCUGCUCAUCGAGCACAAACGCUCGCGGAAAUAGAGCUGAGUUUG
Ficedula albicollis (Collared flycatcher) is the source of this 284-nucleotide messenger RNA. RefSeq names its product mitotic checkpoint serine/threonine-protein kinase BUB1-like. The coding region runs from base 7 to 273 and encodes 88 amino acids. Lineage: Eukaryota; Metazoa; Chordata; Aves; Passeriformes; Muscicapidae. The record is from RefSeq and is a predicted model, not a curated record. The transcript is spliced from 2 exons.